Molecule: messenger RNA, 957 nt
Organism: Tetrahymena thermophila SB210
Lineage: Eukaryota; Ciliophora; Oligohymenophorea; Hymenostomatida; Tetrahymenidae
Product: carrier protein
Exons: 1
Biological process (GO): glycine import into mitochondrion
Cellular component (GO): mitochondrion
Molecular function (GO): glycine transmembrane transporter activity
Source: RefSeq, a predicted model, not a curated record
AUGAUUUAAAAUUAGAAAAAGAUAAAUAUAGACCCUGCAGAAGCAGCAACAACUUUAGUAGAAACCCCUCAUACAACAUAAGAAACAAAUCAUGCCCUUCAUGGUGGUAUAGCAGGUCUAAUUGUUAGCACUAUUCUUCAUCCUUUAGAAGUUAUCAAGAUAGGAAUAAUCAUUAAUCCUAUGCAUUCUGAGGCUAUUUAAAAAGCUAACUUUGCAGAAUCUUUUAUAACUGUUGGCAAAUAUAUUUACAACACUGAAGGCCUCAAGGGCUAUUUUCGUGGUCUGACACCAGAAUUAGUUCGUUCUUGUGCAGGUACAUCAAUGUACUUCUCUAUUUUGCAUUAGCUUGAAAAAAUUUUCCAUCAGAAUGGCUCAAAAAAAGAUGAUUAAUUUUCUUAAUUCACAGCUUCAGCUUGUGCAAGAAUGGCAAGUGCUUAUUUAACAAAUCCUCUUGGUGUGGUAGCAUCACGUAGCUAAGUCAUAGGAUUUAAUGUGUAUAAAAAUAUGUUUGAUGGUAUUAGAAAAAUAAUAAAAUAUGAAGGUGUUUCUUCUUUUAUGAAAGGUUCAUUAGCAAGUGCCUUAAAAGAAGGUCCUUUUGCUGGUACUUAUUACGUAAUUUAUAAACUUCUGAAAAGCUCUUUUACUCAUGUUGAAAGCAAUUCUCAUUAUUUGAUUUCAUCUCUAUUCAGUGGCAUGACAGCAGGUUUAAUUGCCACUACAGUCUCCCAUCCUUUUGAAAUUAUAAGAGCAAGACUUUAAAUUAUAAGUAAAUUUGAUAAAAAUCCUGACUAAACAUACAAUGGUAUUUUCGAUGCAUUUAAGAAGAUAUAUGAACAUGAAGGAGUUAAUGGAUAUUUUAGAGGGCUAGCUCCUCGUCUAGUAAGAAAACCUCUUGCUAAUGCAAUGACUUUUACUCUCUUUGAGCUUUUCCACAUGAAUAGCUCCAAGAGAUGGUGA